GCGCUGUGAUCGAGUGCUCCUCGUGCGACAGAGAUAGAAAUAAAUAUUUCUCUCCCUCUCUCUAAUGGCGCGAGUCUACUUUCGAAGUUAUGUUGAUCGAGCGCAUUCGAUAGUAGCGACACAUAGGCAAGAUGCCAUACAUUACAAAACUGCUUCAAUUCUGUCUUACCCCCACCACUGAAAUUCCAGAAAGUUUCAAGACCUGUAUGAAAGACCGUGACUUUAACCAUACUGGAAUCCGUACGGCAGUGGUGUAGGCCGCGGAGAGAGAGAUAGCAAGAACACAUUUGAGUGUGCUAAGAACUAAAAAGUGAGUGCUUUAAAAUGGGUAAGUGGUGUGCGGUACCGGGAUGUAAAACCGGCAGCAGAACGGCAGAGAAACGUUCCGUAUUCCGUGUGCCGAAAGAUAUUACGACCUGGAAAAAGUGGGAACAAGCAAUACCGGGCAUCGUAAAGUUGCAGCAGAGUGAUAUUGUGUGUGAGAAACAUUUUAACGAGGAGGAUAUUGCUCGCGAAUGGGUCAAGUACGACGCGAAUGGCCGAGUAAUUGCGCGAGUUUCGUACAAGUAUCCACAGCUCAGAAAGCUUGCUGUGCCAACAAGAUUUCAUGAUGGCAAGGAGAACUGUGAGCCAUCGCAACUAGAUUCUUCCAGUGUUGUUGAUCAGAAUAAUGGUUCAAUUGGAGCAAUGUUCUCGUUUCCCAUGAAAUCGCCACUUCAAGAGUUCAGUGUGUACGCUGUUUUCAUUGCAGAUAUUAAUCGAGUUCCACUCGCUGUUCCAAAUACUGGAAUGUCAUCUUCAUCCAUGUCAGUAUCGAGCUGCGAUCAUCUGGGAGACAAUUCAUUGCUUUCUCAGAGGGCUACGAACGCAUAUUCAUCUUUUGAGAAUAGGGAACAAACCUUCAAUCUUGACAGAGAUGAACGUCUCGUAGCAGAUUCGUUGGGACGUUUGGAAUAUAGCGAUCAUGCAUAUGCAAAGCAAAUGUCACAUGCGCAAAGGAAUGUAAUUCCAGAAACCAGUACUUCUGCAGAAAUGCCGGAAGAAAAUGCGAUCACGGACGAGGACUUCUCUGCGUACGUUCCGGAGGAAUGGGGUUGGGCGAAGACAUCUACUGAAAUUGUUCAACGUACGAUCUUUACGUACACGAUAUUGAAGGUGAAGAACGGCAAGCAUUGUCCGGUAGCGCAGAAAAGUGUAACACUCGACGUGAACAAAAACUUGCAAUAUUUCAUGUACGGCCGUCACAUUGAUCCGGAAAACACAAAUUUGGAACGAAUUUUAAACGGCAAAGAAAAGCUCAAGGAUGUACUAGAACGAUUUAAGGGGAUGAACGUCUGCAGUGGAUUAGGCGACAUGAGCACUCAAUUUGUACAAGCCGGUGAAGCAUAUGAAGACUACGUCGACAAAUGGAGGUGUAACGGCUGCUCUCUGCUGUGCAAGAAGAAGAGAUGCGACUCCUGCAUUAACGUAAGGAAAUGUAUUCUGCAACGUACGGCACGGCUAAAGAAUCGACCGACGUUGAGUCGAAUUGGUGGCGUAUCAAACACAGUAGACCGGCGUAAGUUUCAGGCGAUGCGAAUGAAAAUUCGCCGUGAAACUCGUCGGAGAUUUCGUGCACAAAAUCGCGUGAAACAUCUUAUGUCCUGUCUGAAAGCACAAGAAACAAAAUUGGCAAGACUGAAAGAUCCUUCGGUGGACGUGAAAUUAUCUACGCUGGACAUCUCGACGUCACAAAAACUGGUGGUGAAGGAGAUUGUCGCCGCGGCAAGGAAAAAAGACGCCAGAAGUCGGCGUUAUACCGACGAAUGGGUAAUGUUAUGCAUGCUCAUGAGCAUUCGAUCGCCGAAGGACUACGAAUUCUUGCGCAAAAACAAUAUCCUGCCUCUCCCAUGUACGAGAACGAUACGCAAUUAUUUCUCGCUAAUUAACGCUAAAUGUGGGUUCGAUGAAGGAUUCGCGAGACUCCUCGAGAAAAAUCUUCGGAGUCGCAAUUGGUAGCAAUGAAAUCACGCGGCGGUCUGAUUCACGCGAAUCACCAUUUUUUCCAUCUCAUUCGUCGUGUAGAGGCGUCAUUUGCAAAGUAUUCCUUUCUCGUUGACGUCUUCGAUGUUACCCUCGAUGAAGUUCCUAAUACGUACUCCUUCACAUUUCCCUGUAAAGAGCACGCAUCCGAUAUCCUGUCCUAUGCGAUAGUAUACUAUAUUAGAUUAAGAAUGAGGCAAAACGCUCACCAGGAGAAUCUGAAACAGACAAAGAAGUUUGUUGUAAAGAAAAAACUCGCCAAAUUUACUAACGAAUAAGUAGUGUAAAUAUACUAUAGUAGUGGUGUAAAUAUGUCAAAGCGUCACUAUCUGUUUCGAAUACCUGCAAUUCUGCGAAAAUUUGAAUAAAAUUGAUAAAAUUGAAA
Cephus cinctus (wheat stem sawfly) is the source of this 2407-nucleotide messenger RNA. RefSeq lists its product as uncharacterized. Lineage: Eukaryota; Metazoa; Arthropoda; Insecta; Hymenoptera; Cephidae. Gene Ontology annotation, molecular function: sequence-specific DNA binding. The coding region runs from base 325 to 1998 and encodes 557 amino acids. The record is from RefSeq and is a predicted model, not a curated record. The transcript has 5 exons.